AUGUCAGCGAACACGUUGAGGUUGAACGUUACCCACUAUGGUGUGCUAGUUUGCAGUGAUAAUGAAAAACUUGGUGGCGUUCUGGGUGUGGGAAAACGAUACAUCGAUGUCUUCGGAAACGAGCGGAAGUCUGAGCUUGAAGAAUGGCAUAUAUUUUCCACGAUUUACGGCGAGCUGCCUUCGAAAGAAGAUUUAGAUACUUUUACUGGCUUUUACAUUUCGGGAAGUGCCCGAUCUUCAAACGAAGAUUCAAAGUGGGUCGAGGAUUUAAAAACGUUUAUACGUACAGCGGCUAAACAUCCCUCAAAGCCUCGCGUUGUUGGCGUUUGUUUUGGACAUCAGGUUAUUGCGGAAGCUCUUGGGGGCAGCGUUACUGUCAAUCCAUCCGGGAAAUUUGUCCUGCAAAGUGAGAAGAUCGAAACAGUCGACCAAUACAAUCGAUUAUACAGAGCUUUCAGAGAUCUUCUCGAGAGUCGUGGUUCUCUACGAUUGCUUGAGUCCCAUGAGGAUUGUGUUGCAUCCCUCCCCGCUGGGGCUCAAAGUUUGGCGAGCUCUGCAACCUGCCAACAUGAAAUGAUUCAGUUUACGGAAAAUAUAUUUGGUAUUCAGGCUCAUCCUGAAUUUAACGUGCAAGACAUGGUCAAGGCGUUAAUUCCUAGUAAGUUAGCAGCAGGCAAAAUCGAUAAAGCAGGACAAAAAUUUUGUGAAGAAACUCUCAUUGAACCAUUGGAUUCAGCGAAAGUUGUAGCUGCGUUAAAGAAAUUUGUCGCCAAAGAAGAUGAUGAUUAAAAAUUUAUAAAGAGAAUGGUUAAGCUGAGGCUGGGAGGACACUCCCUAAAAUGGCUAUACAGGGCCGGAGAUUCCAAGCGAAAGGGCUCAAAGGAUAGAGAAUUCACUAGUUUAAGGUUAUGAAAAGGUUAGGAAAAGCUAUGAUUUUAGCAUUUAAAUUUAAUUAGAAAAGGCGCACCUUAAGACUUUAUCAUGUUGAUUUACGUCGGAAAAGAAAUAGGUGAUGCUUAACUUUAUUAUUUUGUGAUUAAAUAUUAAUUAGAAAUUGACAUUUGUAGCGCAUAGAAGUUAGAUUUCGUGACAUUAUGUAGACGAAGUCCGAUUAUAUUUACGAUAUAAAAUGAUGUAACUGCAUGCAUUUUCUUAGGCUAAGUAAGGUGAAAGAACGUGCGAUUUUGUAAUAGACACUUAAUUUAGAUACAUUACAAUGGGAACUUUUACUGUACAUGUGAUUAAUGUAAAAAUACUGCCUUACGCAAGGAUAGUAGAAAAACCACUGUAUACUUAGAAUGUUUUAGUUGAUCGUUGAUCGUUUAGUUACCUUGAUCGUUGUGUUACGACCGUUGAAUAUGUGAGAAUUGCACAUCGCAGUAGAUUGUUGGAUUGGAUUAAAUCAUGUUGUUACAUCGAAAGAUACAGCCCUAUUGAUUUGUUUGAACCAGCUGAGCGGGGUUAAAAGAAUUCCGCAACAACUUAUGAACGUUAUACAAAAACGACCUGAAGACUUCCUGUUUUAAGCGAUUUACUCUAAUGAAUUACAGGGUAGAUAUAUUAAGGGGGCACCACUUUUCAAUGCAAGGUAUAUGAAACGAGUACUUUUUCUGUCAAAAAUGGUGUAAAAAAACUUAAAAGGGGAGGGGGUUGAACAGCUUGGAUCCUCCCCAUUUUAAACUUUGAUGGUCCUUGCUUUCAAAAUUGACCUUGUUUACCCCCCAAAAUUUUGUAUAACCAUGGCCUUCAAUUUCUCAUGCUGGCACGACUGUAGUUAGCUAGUGCAAAAUUUUGGAAGGAUAAGCAAGCUGCUUUGAGGUGGCCCAAGCUCUAGUCUGCUACACAGCCGUUUUUAGUGUCGUCACGCCACGCUCCUCCCCACUAACUACUAGUGGGGAGGAGCGUUGCGUGACGACACUAAAAACGGCUGUGUAGCAGACUACCCAAGCUCAAGCUGUGUGAUCAUGGCAAAAAUAUAAAACAUGAAUAUGAUAAAAUUACCAAUUAAAAUUCCUUACCUUAUCUCCACGAUGUAUUACUUGCUGUCUGUGCCCUUACUUUCCCGAUUCGAGGCGAUAUUUGCGCGCGAUUCCCUUCUGACCUUGAAAAACGUACUGUGAUUGGCCAAAUGGUUGUGAAAGAACGUGUGACGAAGAAUGUUCGUGGCUCGUGACUCGUUCGUUCGUGACAUCUGCGGGAGCUCCGGCGACAGGAUUACGUAAAUCUCAUCAGAGGAAAAUCCCAGCCAUAAACCUUUCCUCGAAGACUUCCCAUAUAAGUAUUGAUCAAGAAUCAUGUCUGGUAAUGGCAAGGAUCCUAAACGUUUCGCAGUUUUAGUUUGCGAAGAUGCAGAAAAAUGGGGUGGAAAGGAUCACAUAGGACAGCAUUUCAAGACCCUUUUUGAACGCCAAGAUGACACUGAAUGGCGUUGGUUUGACGUUUGUGCAGGAGAACUGCCUUCUGAGGAAGAUCUCGCUAAAUUUAACGGUUUUGUUUUCUCUGGAAGUCACCAUUCUGUCAACGACGACAAAGGUUGGAUAAGACAAGCAGAAAAUUUUGUCGUUUCAUUGUCCGCAAAACCUACUUCGCGCUUGGUUGGCAUCUGUUUUGGUCAUCAACUCAUUGCUAAAGCCUUAGGUGGCGUUGUUAGCAAAAACCCCUCUGGAAAAUUCAUUUUACAGACCGAGAAGGUCACAGCCACAAAAGAAAGUGGCGUGACAUCGAAAUUGUUCGAGAACGGGCCGAUAAAUGUCUUGGAAUCGCACAGCGAAUGCGUGGAAGAACUUCCCCCAAAGGCAGAAACCUUAGCAAGCUCGAGUACUUGUAAACACGAGAUUGUUAUGUUUACUGAAAACAUUUUGGGAUUUCAGUUUCAUACGGAAUUUACGGCAGAGGAGUGCGAGGAAAAAAUCCUCCCCAGUUUAUUGAGUCAUAACAUUUUGACGGAGAAAGAGGGAAUUAAAGUUCAGGAGUCGUUGAAGAUUCCCGUCCAUUCUGAUCAAGUGAACAAUGCGGUGCGUGAUUUUCUCCAUCAGUAA
This is a messenger RNA of Porites lobata, 3038 nucleotides long. Lineage: Eukaryota; Metazoa; Cnidaria; Anthozoa; Scleractinia; Poritidae. The record is from the annotation of a GenBank genome assembly.